This is a messenger RNA of Condylura cristata (star-nosed mole), 3166 nucleotides long. RefSeq names its product mucin 2, oligomeric mucus/gel-forming (gene MUC2). Gene Ontology annotation, cellular component: extracellular matrix. NCBI's taxonomy places the organism in Eukaryota, Metazoa, Chordata, Mammalia, Eulipotyphla, Talpidae. Gene Ontology annotation, molecular function: protein binding. The transcript is spliced from 25 exons. The annotation marks the transcript as partial. The record is from RefSeq and is a predicted model, not a curated record.
UGCAUCAGCGUCUGCCAAGCUGGCCGCUGGGUGUGCAAGGACCUGCCGUGCCCGGGGACCUGCGCCCUGGAGGGCGGCUCCCACAUCACCACCUUCGAUGGGAAGAAGUACACCUUCCACGGGGACUGCUACUACCUGCUGACCAGGGGCGAGCACAACGACUCCUACGCCCUCCUGGGCGAGCUGGCGCCCUGCGGCUCCACGGACAAGCAGACCUGCCUGAAGACGGUGGUGCUGCUGGCGGACCGGAAGAAGAACGUGGUGGCCUUCAAGUCCGACGGCAGUGUGCUGCUGAACGAGCUGGAGGUGAACCUGCCGCACGUCACCGCGACCUUCUCCAUCUUCCGCCCUUCGUCCUACCACAUCAUUGUGAGCACCACCUUCGGCCUGAGGCUGCAGGUGCAGCUAGUGCCCAUCAUGCAGCUCUUCGUGACCAUAGACCAGACUGCCCAGGGCCGCGUCCAGGGCCUCUGUGGGAACUUCAACGGGCUGGAGAGCGAUGACUUCAAGACCGCGGGCGGGCUGGUGGAGGCCACCGGGGCUGGCUUCGCCAACACCUGGAAGGUGCAGGCCACCUGCCACGACAAGCUGGACUGGCUGGACGACCCCUGCUCCCUCAACAUCGAGAGCGCCAACUACGCGGAGCACUGGUGCUCGCUGCUCAAGAAGGCGGAGACGCCCUUCGGCAGGUGCCACUCAGCCGUGGACCCCGCGGACUACUACAAGUACCAGACAGAGUGCGUCAGCGGCUGCGUGUGCCCGGAGGGGCUGAUGGACGACGGCCGCGGUGGCUGUGUGGCGGAGAAGGACUGCCCGUGUGUGCAUAACAAGGACCUGUACUCCCCUGGGGGCAAGAUCAAGGUGGACUGCAACACCUGCACCUGCCAGAGGGGGCGCUGGGUGUGCUCCCAGCUCCUGUGCCACGGCACCUGUGCCAUCUACGGCAGUGGGCACUACAUCACCUUUGACGGGAAGCACUAUGACUUCGAGGGCCACUGCUCCUAUGUCGCAGCUCAGGACUACUGCGGCCAGAAUGCCUCACUGGGCUCCUUCAGCAUCAUCACCGAGAACGUCCCCUGCGGCACCACAGGCGUCACCUGCUCCAAGGCCAUCAAGAUCUUCCUGGGGAGGACAGAGCUGAAGCUGGAGGACAAACACCGCAUAGUGAUUCAGCGGGACCAGGGCCACCACGUGACCUACACCACGCGGGAGGUGGGCCAGUACCUGGUGGUGGAAGCCAGCCUGGGCGUCAUCAUCAUCUGGGACAAGAGGACCACCAUCUUCAUCAAGCUGGCUCCUUCCUACAAGGGCUCCGUGUGUGGUCUGUGCGGGAACUUCGACCAGCGCUCCAACAAUGACUUCACCACGCGGGACCACAUGGUGGUGGAGAGCGAGCUGGACUUCGGGAACAGCUGGAAGGAGGCGCCCACCUGCCCCGACUCGGGCAGCACCCCAGACCCCUGCUCCAAGAACCCGCACCGCCGGGCCUGGGCCGAGAAGCAGUGCAGCAUCAUCAAGGGCGCCGUCUUCCAAGUCUGCCACAGCAAGGUGGACCCCAAGCCCUUCUACGAGGCCUGCGUGCAGGACUCCUGCUCCUGCGACUCCGGCGGGGACUGCGAGUGCUUCUGCUCGGCCGUGGCCGCCUACGCCCAGGAGUGCACCAAGGCGGGAGCCUGCGUGUUCUGGAGGACGCCCGACCUGUGCCCCGUGUUCUGCGACUAUUACAACCCCCCCGACGAGUGCGAGUGGCACUACGAGCCCUGCGGGAACCGCAGCCUGGAGACCUGCCGCACGGUCAACGGCAUCCACUCCAACAUCUCCGUGUCCUACCUGGAGGCCCUGACCUGCCCGCAGCACCGCGAGUACCGGGCCUGCGGCCCCGUGGAGGAGCCCACCUGCAACCCGGGUGAGCAGAACACCACGGUGGAGGGCUGCUUCUGCCCCGAGGGCACCACGAGCUACGCGCCCGGCUUCGACGUGUGCGUGGACACCUGCGGCUGCGUGGGGCCCGACAACGUGCCCAGAGAGUUUGGGGAGCACUUCGAGUUCGACUGCAAGGACUGCGUCUGCCUGGAGGGCGGGAGCGGCAUCGUCUGCCAGCCCAAGCGGUGCGGCCAGAAGUCCAGCCCCACGUGCUCGGAGGAGGGCACCUACCCGGUCAUCGAGGUGGACCCCAUGGACACCUGCUGCAACGUCACUACCUGCAAGUGUAACGUCAGCCUGUGCAAGUCGGAGCCGCACCCCUGCCCACUGGGCUUCGUGGCCAAGAGCGAGAUGGUGCCUGGGAGGUGCUGUCCGGUCCACUCCUGCGUGCCCAAGGGCGUGUGCGUCGUUGGCAACGCCGAGUACCAGCCGGGCUCUCCAGUGUACGCCUCCAAGUGCCAGAACUGCCAGUGCACCAGCCAGCGCAACAGCACCACCCAGCUCAACAUCAUCUCCUGCAGUCACGUGCCCUGCACCACCACCUGCGACUUGGGCUUCGAGCUGGUGAAUGUCCCCGGGGAGUGCUGCGGGAAGUGCCAGCAGACCCACUGUGUCAUCAACCGGCCUGGCGGCCAUCACCUCGUCCUGAAGCCUGGGGACAUGGAGAGGCACCCAGGGAACAACUGCACCUUCUUCAGCUGCGUGAAGAUCCACAACCAGCUCAUCUCGUCCGUCUCCAACAUCACCUGUCCCGACUUUGACCCCAGCGACUGCCUGCCCGGCUCCAUCACCCUCAUGCCCAACGGCUGCUGCAGGACCUGCACCCAUCGCAACGAGACCCGGGUCCCCUGCUCCACCAUCCCGGUCACCAAGGAAAUCGUGCACGCCGGCUGCGUGGCCAAUGUCACCACCAACUACUGCGCCGGGUCCUGCGGCACCUUCGCCAUGUACUCGGCCGAGGUGCAGGCCCUGGACCGCCGGUGCUCCUGCUGCAAGGAGGCCAGCACCAGUCAGCGCGCCGUGCAGCUGCGGUGCCCCACGGGCGACCUGCUGCCCCACACCUACACCCACAUCGAGAGCUGCCAGUGCCAGGACUCGGUCUGCUCGCUCCCGCUGGCCCGCCGAGGCCGCCGCAGCGCACGGCCCCCCGGCCAGGCCUGAGCCCUCCGCUGCCGGCCACUUGGCUCCGGUGAUAUUUAUUUCUGAGACUGAUCACUUCUUUGAUUUCUGAAAAUAAACUUGU